Messenger RNA from Lathyrus sativus (Indian pea), 189 nucleotides. Lineage: Eukaryota; Viridiplantae; Streptophyta; Magnoliopsida; Fabales; Fabaceae. The record is from the annotation of a GenBank genome assembly.
AUGGCCAUCAUCACUACAAAGAGCAUUAAGAAGUCAUACAAUGAAGAUGAAUGGUUUUGUUAUACAUCGGAAGCUUGCAUUGAAGAAGAUUACAACAACGGGGAUGGAGACUCUGAUUCCGAACUAAAUGCAUACAGAGAAGGUGAUGACGAUGAUGAUGGUGAUUAUGACUAUGCUCCAGCUGCAUAA